Molecule: messenger RNA, 5928 nt
Organism: Cloeon dipterum
Lineage: Eukaryota; Metazoa; Arthropoda; Insecta; Ephemeroptera; Baetidae
Gene: Syx1A
Product: Syntaxin 1A
Exons: 10
Coding region: 185-1060 (291 amino acids)
Biological process (GO): synaptic vesicle fusion to presynaptic active zone membrane; exocytosis; intracellular protein transport
Cellular component (GO): SNARE complex; synaptic vesicle; presynaptic active zone membrane
Molecular function (GO): SNARE binding; SNAP receptor activity
Source: RefSeq, a predicted model, not a curated record
GUCACAGUCUGAGUGCAGAGACCGAGCAGCGCCACUGCAGAACAGCGAGUCGUGGGGAUAUCGAUUUUUAGGAUUGUGGUGUCUUCUUUCCCUAGUUUUAGUGAAUUUUGAUGGUUAAUUUUGUGAAUGAAAUUCUUAUGUAACUCAAGACGAUAAGGAAGCAUCUAUCUAAAACGGCCAAAAGAUGACGAAGGAUAGGUUAGCAGCGUUGAAAGCGGCUCAAAGCGAUGACGAUGACGUCGGGCCUGACGAUGUUGCAGUCAACGUCGAUGGCUUUAUGGAUGAAUUUUUUGCCGAGGUUGAAGACAUACGAGAAAUGAUAGACCGGAUUGAGGCGAAUGUCGAGGAGAUAAAAAAGAAACACAGUGCGAUCCUUUCAGCGCCUCAAACUGAUGAAAAGGUGAAGCAAGAACUGGAUGAUCUGAUGGCCGAUAUAAAGAAAUCAGCGAAUAAAGUUCGCGCCAAAUUGAAGGUGAUAGAAAACAACAUUGAGCAGGAGGAGCAUGUCAACAAGUCUUCAGCUGACCUUCGGAUACGCAAAACCCAGCAAGCCACACUUUCCAGAAAAUUCAUUGAAGUCAUGACUGAGUACAACCGAACUCAAACUGACUACAAUCAGAAACUCAAAGACAGAUUACAACGACAGCUAGAAAUCACUGGCAAAAAGACAACUAAUGAAGAGCUUGAGGAAAUGUUGGAGUCUGGGAACUCUGCAGUAUUUACUGAAGGGAUCAUAAUGGAAACUCAGCAAGCCAAACAGACUCUGGCAGAUAUUCAGGCUCGACACGCUGAUAUUAUCAAGCUGGAAAACUCCAUCAGGGAGUUGCAUGACAUGUUCAUGGACAUGGCGAUGUUGGUUGAAAGUCAGGGUGAGAUGAUUGAUCGCAUUGAGUACCAUGUUGAACAUGCUGUUGACUAUGUUCAAACUGCCACGCAAGACACCAAGAAAGCUCUAAAAUACCAAAGUAAAGCCAGACGGAAGAAAAUUAUGAUUCUCAUCUGCUUGACCGUCUUGGGUCUCGUACUUGCAUCAACUGUUGCCAGCUACUUUGGUUUCUGAAGAGAAACUUCUGUUGCUCGUGAAUACUUCUUACCCGUGUUCUUAAAUUUGUGGUUCACUUUUACCAAAUAUUCCUGUGCGUUGAUUUACCUGUGGGUCAGAAUUCUCGUGAGCGAAACAUUUCUUUCCGAUUCGGCCUGCACCAAGUUGUUUAGAUCUGUCGCCAUCGUGCCGACGAGUCUCGCGUAAUCUGACUCUCUAAGUUUGACACAGACACACACACAUACACACUGAUCAAAGAAUUCUCUCUUGAAAACAACACCACGUGCAUUAAAUUCGAAUUACUCCGUUUGAUCGUUCCCCUAGGCGAAGGGAAGCUGAUCCGAAUAAGAAUAUAGGCCCGCGUUUCCAGCAGCAGCAUAUCAAGAGAAUAAUUUCUAAAAAAUUAGCCGCAUGAUUUGAAGAGACUUUACCGUAGUCGAUCAUAUACACUGCAUUCCGUGCUCCAAAGCAGGAUAUAAAGCGAAACUUGAGCGUCGUCAAGCGCGCGACGCGGCAACUACAAAUAAAAUGAAUGAAAACUCAUGUUACUAUAGAAAACACAAACACUCUUUCACACUAUUACGAUCCGCGCGAGUUGACGCUAAAUAUCUCUAGUUAUCAAGUAGAGUCGGGGAAUAAAGAACCAAAAGUCGCUCCUUUAUUCUCUCCUGACGAUGAAAGCCCACACCUAUAGAUUGCUUCAAUAUGAGAAUGUCAAUUUUAUGCUUUUGAAAAAUGAUCAAAAGAAUUUAAGGAGACGGUACGGUCCUUUGUAAAGUAUAAACACUAGUAAUAAACAGAUAAGUAACGCGCGCGACAUUGUAAUGAGAAAAUGCUUGCGAAGUUGUUGACGAUUAUUAAUUAUAUUUUGUUGGAAGUCAAGCGACGGAUAGAGCAAUGGAUUAUUACGUAUGAUAAAUGCCAGUUGUUCCGGUAUCGGGGAAGCUGCAGCGAGGAGGUCGAAAUAAUCGAAACGGUAUAGCAUAAAAGUUUGCCGAUUGGAAAUGAGACGAAAUACAAUAUAAUUAUACAACAGAUGCGAACAACAAGAUUCAAACUAUAGGGGACUCGAAAAUGAAAAUUUGCAGUAGCAAUAACUAUAGCGUUAAAAUACAUUACAAAACUACAUGAUUAAACAUAAUAAUGCAUAACGAUUACAAAUGGUAUUGUAUUCAUACGAAGAGCGCGUUUGUUUAUUAUUCUUGUGAUAUAGAUGUAGUGUCAUUGUUUUUAUGUCUCCUAAAAUUAACGAAAACAGUAAUGUGUAUGUCUAUAUAAUAAAUGUGCAAUUCAACACACAAUAAUGUUAUAUCAUACAUAAAAAUUGCAAAGCUUCUCGGGAUGAGCUGACGUGCGAAAAUUUCAUUGGCGAUUCGGUUGUGUCCAGUAGAACGAAUAUAUACUCAUUUUUUGCAUCAAAAAGCAGUUAUUUCGCUGAUUUGUGUGUGGCUAAUAUCUGCAUAAGGUGUAUGAAGUUUUCGAAAAUAGCUCAAGCACUCUUGUAACAUAAUUAUCGUGUCCGCGUAGAGGAGAAGUUACGACGAGAAUAAUUAAAAGAAAAGCAGUCCCCUUCGUACACCCCGUGAAAGUUUGAGUGUCCACAAGUCAUUUUGAGAGCAAAGCUUUUCCAGCAUCGUUCCGCGGUUGAUAAGGAAAUUUGGAAAGUCAGCAGCAAUAUUUGUACCCUAUAUUUAACGGUGAAAAAUGGAUUAAAUAAUUAUAUAUUACAGUAAAAAAAAAUAUUAAAGAUGAUACAAGAAGAGGAAGAGUUAAAAUUGAAAUUAUAUUUUCAGUACCUUUUUGUAAACGGUGUUCUUUAUUUAGAUAAGGAGUUCUAGUCGGUUGCUAACACAAAUAUCGAGUGAAGAUCGCGUGUGUAAAAAGAACUUAGCGGAUCCACUUUUCUAUGUGCAAUUGAAUGCAACUAAAAAUAAGCCUAAGAAGCACGCGACGCGCUACGAAGACGACAGCCUCGCGACACGUGCGUCCCGUAGGCCUAAACUCUCUCACACACAUACACACACACACACACGAAACAAAUGAAAUAAUUAAUUCAUUAACCAGUUGCUUGAUUAAAUUCUAGCUAGCGCCGACUUCCGGUAAAGUGUGUCAAAGGAAUGAGAUUGGUGUAGGAAAUUGACGGCGGAAAUGCCCACUCUUUGUUUGCAAAACGCGUGCGCGCAUUAGUUGAUGUUGUCCUCUCUCGAUAUAUCUCUCUCAUUCACCCCGCUGCCCAAGACAGAGCGUUAUUUUUGUAUUGAGGCCGACACACUCACACACACACACACACUCACACAAUAUUCGCUCAUUGUUAGCAGACGAAACUACAAAGGCACCCUAGCUCUCAAUUUCAUUUCCAUUGUCAACACUUUUCCUUGCGAAAGGCCGCGUUUAACCUUAAAGCGAAAAUAGCCCAGUAUAGCAGAGAACCCGCGAAUUAAACACUGAGUUGGUCAUGUAGAAAUUUAAUAUUUUCCUAAGCGUCAAAAACGAAAAGUGACACGUCAAAUUAGUGUAUCACGCAAAAGUGAGACAAAAUGAGAGGAAACGGUAAAUUGUUGUGUGUACUAUAUUAAAACAUUUGAAGAAAACGGCGGAUUCCACGCGCGUAGUCAAAAUCUAAAUCGGUUAAUCGCAUGUACAUACAAGUGCUGAAGAAAAUGUAGCAGGUAUUUUAAAUAUAAUUAUAUUAUACGAUUUAAAUAGUAUGAAGCUCUGUACAUUUUACAAAGCGUUAUGUUGUUGUUGCGCAUAUAGAUUAAAACAAAACAAAUAAGAAAUGAAGAGAAAUGGCAAUAUUCAAACGAGAGGAAAUUUAUAAAAUUUAAAUCAAUUGAUUGCUGAACGGAAUUUUCCGGAAACCCAUUAUCCUUGGACGAUAUAAAGAAAAGAAGAUAUUGAAAGAAAAAUGUAUUAUGUGCCUGUUCAAGAAGAUACGAGAAAUUAAAAGUACUGUCUAAUUUCCUACUUCGCGAAUCGAUCACCCGACACACCCAGUGUUUGUGUUGCGUCUUAUGGUUUAGCGCGUAGUCGAUCUGUGUUUGUAUUCUCGUCUGUCUCACCCCCCCAUCGCAGAGCAUUGGACAAUUAGUUUUAGCGCGAGAUGCUGUUUCAACCAGAAAAUGACACUUGCCAUUUUACUGCGUAUAUACACCAAUUAAUUAGGAUUACGAGGUGCUAACUUCACAUUUUGACGCGAGAACUAAAUGAAAUUGAAAUGAAUCACACGAGUAGCCACAACAAUGGCCCAGUUCAAAAAACCCAGAACGGUCUUCAAGACUGUGGAAAAGACCUGCUUUUAUUUAUUUGUUCCACGGAAUUAAAAUGUCGAACCCGAAGGAGGCUAGAUUGAAAAUGAAAUGCAUUCACCCCCACCCCAUUGAUUGACUUCACCGCACGCAUUCGAUCAGAUUUCUCUAUGAUUUCCCUGCGUGUUUUUUGAGCGGCCAGUAUUUCUGACGACGAGCGAGUGAUUAUAGGAGAAAAUGCGUUCCGUACGAGACAUACAUUGAUUGUGAUACUCUGUCUUUAGUUGAUCGACCCACCCACACUUACACAAAGUUCACGUUUAUGUGUCACUCUCAGCUGCACAAAUGCGAUCACGCGCCACGGUUUGUUAGUUGCGUCUGUAGUUCGCGUAUGGCGAGAACAAACGCGCGGAAGAGGUAAAUGGUGAAUAUGGGCCUGUUUGUUAAAAUCUAGACUUAUUAUAAUUAUUGCUUUUCUCGAUUUUUGCUGGCAAACUUCUAUUUAAAGCGCGGAGAGUCAAAUUCCGGAUCAAUUCUGCCUUGUCGGAGGAGUUAAUGGGCGGCCCGAUUGCCCGAUUGUGGAAAUUGCUUCAACGUUUUAACUCGACUAUUCUCUGAUUGGAUGCGAAUCCUUACAAGUGGAUGCUCAAAACAUUCCCGGCUUGAAUGAUUUUUCCAGUCGGCAGUCGGUCCGAACAAAAAUGUCCGCCAUUAGGCACCAGUUCAAUGCAAUUAUAAUACUAUAGCGAGUCAAAAAGCGGCACUAAAAACGCGAAAAAUCAUGUAAUGCUUUCGAAUCACAAACGUCUGCUGCUCUUGAGAAUCUUGAAUAAUAAUUAAGCACACACACACACAAAGCUGCUUCGUCGUCGUGCGCGAAUGCUUACUGAAACAUUUUGUGGAUACCGUUUUUGGAAGUGCGCGAGCGGAGUAAAUAAGCAUGAAACACACAUUUUACAUUUUCACCCCGCAGAAAAGUAAUUCUCUCAGUCAGUAAAAAAGCGCGUUGUAAAAGAGAUUCAAAAGAGCUGAUCAUGCCAAAAUGUAUCGUAGAUUCGCCAUUAGAGGAUGUCGGAGCGUUUGACGGUGUUUGAGGCCCAGAGAGUCUCUCUUAUACACUAUAAUUAACAUAGUCGAUUAUGGAUUGCGAAUAGGACGCUGCUAAUCACACACACUCACACACACACACCCUCUGUACUCUGUAAUCUCGAAUGUCCUCUCCGCCUUGUUGAUGAAAUCCUCGUCGUUGAGUUUUGCGUUUUGCAUAACACACGCAAUUCGUUCGCGCUCCUGCUCUAUUAACAAGAUAUAUUAUAUUUAAACUUGUUGAAAAAUGUAUUUUCUUGGUUCCUUUUCAUAUAUAUAAUAUAAUUUAUACUGUUGACUUGUUGUUCAUUCUCACCGACUUCUCAUCUGUGUACGCAAUCUCCCCCCAGAAUGCCAAGCAGCAUUUAAUGAAUCAUAAGGAAGCCUCACUCGUGUGUUGUGAUCUCUCUUUAACCUCUGUGUGUCUCAUUAAAAUUACAUUCGAAAAUUAUAUAUAGCAUAGUUAUAUUUGAUUAAUAAUAAUAUUAAAAUAAAGUGGAUUCAUCUCUGUUAAUAAAUAAUUAAACAAUAAAUUCAUUCUGAUAAUAGUGA